GAUGAGAAUUUGUUUGCCAAUCCCAUUUACGUGAAUCACCCCAAUACAACCUGUGGCGUUUUCUUGCCGGACGUGUGUAUAACGGACCUUGAAGCUUACGAAACCGAUGACGACAUAAUCAAUGGGACCCCCGACAAACAGAUUUUCCUUGCGUUUGAAAAUUAUCUGUUGGAUUUCAACACUGUAUUUGCCGAAAACAGCUAUGAACACUUUAUGAAUAUUCAUGACGAUAUUAUGCUUCAGGGCAGCAUCAACAAUAUCAGUUUCACGUAUCCACCAUUCUCAUUGUUAACCCAACCAGAACUGAUCUCAGAAGAAAUGUUUUGUGACGAAAAUGUCAGGCAAACACGUUGCGAAGGUCAUCCACAUUGUACCUGCAUUCAUAGAUUGAAGAUUCCCUUGGGAUCAUUGGUCGAAUUGUAUAUCCUGGACCACACGGCGGAGGUUAACCCACUAAAUCAUCCAUUCCACCUACAUGGCUACCAGAUGUACGUAAUGGCAAUGGGUCAGGAUCCUCAACGCCCAAUUACUCUGGCCCGAGCUCAAAGUAUUGCUCGCCAUCGGGCACUGCACCGGACACGGGUGGAGAAAUUUCCCCCUGUCAAAGAUACGGUUUCAAUUCCCAGCAAAGGUUACACCGUUGUGCGUUUCCGAGCAGACAAUCCCGGUUUCUGGUUGAUGCAUUGCCACUUCGAGUGGCACACGGCAGUUGGAAUGGCUUUGGUAUUGCAGGUUGGAGAGCACCAAGACUUUGUACAAGCACCGAGCGGGUUCCCAACGUGCAACAAGUAUCAACCAGCUGUUGAUGAGUCACUCUUCGCUCUGUGAUUAUUCGUUAGCUAAUAUUUAUUACUAGUUUUUGUUUUUAGUGUUAUAGGUAACAUAGGCGCAAACUGUAUAGAAUUAUUGGAGGGCCAAAGGAGUUUUAAACAUAUGUGUUUUUGCAAAGGUUCAGUUUUGAUAGUAACCAACAUAGACCAUAAAAAUGACGUGAGGGUUGUGAAGUUAAAAAAAAAAAACUAUCAGGAAUACGAAAUUAGGAGAUUUUUUUUUAAUAGGGCGAAAUGAUAUGUUACCCCUUGGUGUUGGCGGCUAUGUAAAGUAAACCGAAACGUUCAACUAUUAAUCCAAGACAAUGUGAACAUUGUCGUAUAAAAAAAAUAAACUCAAUUGAUUUCAUCUGUAAACUCGAA
Messenger RNA from Wyeomyia smithii (pitcher-plant mosquito), 1193 nucleotides. RefSeq lists its product as uncharacterized. The record is from RefSeq and is a predicted model, not a curated record. Gene Ontology annotation, cellular component: plasma membrane. Bases 214 to 828 code for a protein of 204 amino acids. NCBI's taxonomy places the organism in Eukaryota, Metazoa, Arthropoda, Insecta, Diptera, Culicidae. Gene Ontology annotation, molecular function: oxidoreductase activity; copper ion binding. The transcript is spliced from 3 exons. Gene Ontology annotation, biological process: iron ion transport.